AUGACAGAAAUCGAACAUUGUGAUACUCAUUUAAAAUCAUCGAUCGUGCGUAAAAGAAUUAUUUGUAAUGAUAUUGAAAGUCAGAAACGAAGAAAAUUAUCUCAGUUUUUGGAUAAUGGUACAACAAAUUUUUUUGACGAUGUCAUGUCUAAUUCGAUCGAAAAAUGGAUGGUUUUAUUCUUACUUCCGAAUAAUGAUGAUUCUGAAGAGAUUUAUAAAAUUUCACUCGAUAUCCUUCGAGAUACAAUCGAUUGUAUCGAGACAUUUACUGAAUUUAAUCGAUGUACUGAUUUUAUUAACAGUCUGAAUAAUACAACCAUAUAUUUAAUUAUCUCGAAAGAAAUAAAUGAAGAAGAAAGUAUUAUUCUUGAAAACUGUUCAUCAAUCUUCUCAAUAUAUCUUUUAAAUCAAAAUAAUUUACGUGAGCAACAAUGGAUUAAAUCAUGUAAAAAAUUCAAAGAAACAUACAUUAAUAUAAAAGCCAUUUGUGAUAAUAUAAAACAGCAUAUUCACCUAUUCAGACAAAAUAUAGUUUCUAUUAAUGUAACUUCGCAAGAAUCUACUACUAAACUCGAUGAACUUGAUCCAUCAUUUAUGUAUUCGCAAUUGUUAAAAGAAAUUCUUCUUGAGAUGCCAUAUGAUGAUAAUGAAAAAACAAAUUUCGUAAAUUUCUGUAGUCAAAAGUAUACUAAUAAUGAAUUACAAAUGAAAAUAGUUACUGAAUUUGAUCAACAAUAUGAUAAAACAUCUCCAAUAUGGUGGUAUACUCGUGAAUGUUUUCUCUAUUGGAUGUUGAAUACAGCUUUACGAACACAUGAUACAGACACAAUACUAAAAAUGGGAUUUUUUCUUCGUGAUCUUCAUAGUCAAAUUGAACUGUUAUAUUUACAAAAUAAACCAUACAAUUCAUUAGUUCUUUUUCGAGGACAAGGUAUGUCUCCUGUACAAUUCGAUAAAGUGAAUAAAACUAAAGGUGGACUUUUAUCAUUUAAUAAUUUUUUAUCAAUUACUACAGAUCGGCAAGUUGCCGAUUUGUAUGCUGAUAGUGCUCGACAAAAUUCAAAUUUAAUUGGAGUUAUUUUUAUAGUCGAAAUCGAUCCAUCAGUUACAACAACUUCGUUCGCUUUUGUACGAGAUUAUAGUUAUUAUGGAAAUACUGAAGAAGAAUUAAUUAUGUCAAUGCAUAGCGUUUUUCGAAUUGGUGAGUUCGAACAAAUAGAUGAUCGACUCUGGCAAAUUAAAUUGAAACUGACAAGUGAUAAUGAUCCACUAUUAAAAAGACUAACAGAAUAUAUACGACAUGAUAUUGAAGGAGAAACACCACUAUAUCGGAUGAAUAAUUUAAUGAUGAUUAUGGGACAUUAUGAUAAAGCAGAAGAAAUUAUACGGAAAUUACAAAGUACAAUAUCAGAAAAAAAUGGACAAUUAAUUGCUGAAUUAAAUUAUCAAAUGGGAAAUGUGUUGUUAGCAAAGGGUGAAUUAAAUAAUGCACUCGAUUGCUUGAAGAAAACACUUGAAUUUGAGCAGAAUAUAUUCUUACCAAAUCAUCCAACAUUAUCAUAUACAUAUAGAAGUAUUGGCAGUGUUUAUGAUUCAAUGGGAGAUUAUAAACAAUCUCUUAUAUAUUAUGAAAAAACACUUGAAAUUCAAGAAAAUUUACUUUCAUGGAAUCCUUCAGAAUUAUCUGAUACUUAUACACACAUAGGCCUUCUAUAUGAACACAUGGGUGAAUACUCGAAAGCAAUUCUAUAUCUUGAAAAGAAUCUCGAAAAUAAGAUAAAAAUUUUACCAGAUAUUCAUCCUGUUAUAGCUACCAGUUACAUUAAUAUUGGUUCUGUAUAUAAUUCAAUGGGAGAAUAUCUAAAAGCACUUUCAGCUUAUGAAAAUGCACUGCAAAUAGAAGAGAAAUCUCUUUUAAUAGAUCAUCCUAAAUUAGCUGAUACAUAUAAUAAUAUUGGAUCAAUACAUAAUCAAAUGGGAGCAUAUUCAACAGCAUUAUCAUUUUUUGAAAAGUCAAUUGAAAUUAAAAAAAAAUCUUUAUCAUCAAUACAUCCUGAUUUGAGUGCAACUUAUAGCAAUAUUGGACUUGUCUAUCAAUCCAUGGGAGAGUAUACAAAAGCCCUUUCAUAUUAUGAGAAAACAUUGUCAAUCGACCAACAAUCUCUAGCGCCCGAGCAUCCAACAGUAGCUGUUACCUAUCUUAAUAUUGGCUCUGUUUAUACAUUAAUGGGAGAAUAUUCAAAUGCAGUAAAAUAUUAUGAAAAAGCAAUAAAAAUUCAGGAAAAGUCAUUAUCACUUGAUCAUCCUGCAUUAGCCACGACCUAUAACAAUCUUGGUUUGAUUUAUAAUAAAAUGGCAAACUAUUCAACAUCACUUAUCUAUCAUGAGAAAGCACUUCAAAUACAGUUAAAAUUAAUUCCAAUGAAUUAUUCAUCAUUAACAAUAACUUAUAAUAAUCUUGGACACUUGAAUGAUACACUUGGAAACUAUUCUCAAGCCCUAUCAUACUAUGAUAAAACACUUGAUAUGCAACAGAAAUCAUUUCCACCUGAUCAUCCUGAUUUUGCAAAUACAUAUAACAAUAUAGCUUCAACAAAUAAUUCAUUAGGAGAGUUUGAUCAAGCACUUGAAUAUUACAAAAAGGCACUUGAAAUUCAAGAAAAACUAGAAUCACCCAAUCCACAAUUUUUAGCUGAUAUAUACUCUAAUAUUGGUUUAGUUUAUCAAUCAUUAGACGAACAUCUAAUGGCAUUACCCUAUUAUGAAAAAACACUAGAAUUACAACAACAAUGUCUUUCCAAUGAACAUCCAUCUUUAGCUAUUACCUACAAUAAUAUUGCUUCAGUUCAUAAUUUAAUAGAAGAACAUUCAAAAUCACUUGCAUACUAUGAAAAAGCACUUGAAAUUCAACAAAAAUCAUUACCAUCAGUUCAUCCUGAUUUAGCAACUACUUAUAGCAAUAUUGGUAUGGUAUAUCAAUCAAUAGGAGAAUAUCAUAAAGCAUUGUCAUAUCUUGAAAAAGCACUUAAAAUAGAACAUGAAUGUCUUCCACCGAAUCAUCCUUCGUUCAAUAUUACUCAUUACAAUAUAGCUGAAGCAUUUGAAUAUCUUCAUCGAUAUGAAGAAGCUAUUGAACAUGCACAAUUAGCUGUCAAUAUUGCACGUCAAUCUUUUGAAUCUGAUCAUAAUGAAGUCUUAGAAAACGAAGCACUUCUUCAUCGUAUACAACAGAAACUAAAAGAAUCAUCAUCUACCGAUGUUUAG
Messenger RNA from Rotaria sp. Silwood1, 3264 nucleotides. NCBI's taxonomy places the organism in Eukaryota, Metazoa, Rotifera, Eurotatoria, Philodinida, Philodinidae. The record is from the annotation of a GenBank genome assembly.